Molecule: messenger RNA, 537 nt
Organism: Dibothriocephalus latus
Lineage: Eukaryota; Metazoa; Platyhelminthes; Cestoda; Diphyllobothriidea; Diphyllobothriidae
Source: the annotation of a GenBank genome assembly
AUGUUGGAACAAUGCCGUGACCCGUCGUCUAACUCCAACCCUGAGUACUUCUUAACUCGACAUGUGAACUUCGAUUGGACCAUCGACUUUAACACCAAGACGAUUUCGGCCUCUGUCGCGUACGAAAUGAUUCCUUUCGAUUUGCAUACCGCUCCCGACCAAAUGUUGGUGUUUGAUGUCAAAGAUCUAGAAAUAGCAAAAGUUUGUGUAGGUGAAACCGAGACGAAAUGGUCAGUAACUGACGGCCCUCAUCCGGAAUUGGGCAAUUGCCUCAAAAUUCAUCUUCCUGGUCAAACAUCAAAUUUCACUCUGCACAUAGAAUAUCGGACAUCGCCACAGUCAUCGGCCCUGCAAUGGCUAGAUGCUGCAAUGACCGCCGACAAACAAAAACCCUUCCUCUUCACCCAAUGCCAGUCCAUUCACGCCCGAAGCCUCUUCCCCUGUCAGGAUACACCAAGAGUGAAAUUUUCAUUCAACGCUACUGUGAGUCCUGAAAUUCGUGACGGAUUGAUCGAAUGCAGUGCCUUUGUUCACUAA